Salmo salar (Atlantic salmon) is the source of this 1644-nucleotide messenger RNA. Its product is annotated as relaxin-3. Lineage: Eukaryota; Metazoa; Chordata; Actinopteri; Salmoniformes; Salmonidae. Gene Ontology annotation, molecular function: hormone activity; G protein-coupled receptor binding. Gene Ontology annotation, cellular component: extracellular region. The record is from RefSeq and is a predicted model, not a curated record.
ACUCGCCACCACAGAGACUGAGAAAAAAACAGCCCAGUCUACCACUGAAGAAUCUAUUCUCUCUCCUUGUAUGCUCACUCGUUCUUUCACCUCCUGGGACAUGAUGUGGAAAACACUGGUAUUAGCUGUGUGUCUGUUAGUGGCUGGGGUGCAGGGGAUGGAGCGCCCCACGUAUGGAGUGAAGCUAUGUGGCCGGGAGUUCAUCCGGGCGGUCAUCUUCACCUGUGGAGGAUCUCGCUGGAGACGGUCACUCGGGAGUGCAGGAGACUUCCCUCAGGACCCUUUCAGCUCCCAUGACGAGGACUCAUCUGAAGGCUGGAACCCAGACUCCCAGGUCCCAGAGAGUCCCUUCCAGCAUGUCCAGGAGGGUGGGGUGUUCAUCAGCAGGCCAGCCCGCUCCCUCAUCUCAGAGGAGAUACUGGAGGCUCUCCGUAUGUCAGACCGUAAGGGCCGUGAUGUGGUGGUGGGCCUGUCCAACGCCUGCUGCAAGUGGGGCUGCAGCAAGGGAGAUAUCAGCUCCAUUUGCUGAGAAUCCACCGCAUUCUCUCCCCUCCCAUGCACACACAUAGCCCUACACAUACCUUGUAUUUUCUCAUAUCUCUCUCUCUCGGUUUUUCUAACUGCUCUCCCCAGUAAUUCCGAGUUAAAGUAUCAUGUUAACUGUGCAGGGAGAAUAUAACCUUAUUCUCCAUAUAGACCCAGUCGGUAUUAGAUUGAACGUGAUGACCCUACCUGCCUGUAAAACAACCUGUGUUUACCUAGGUUUCCUCAUUGGCUCACAGCAAAAACGUUAUCUUUUUCAAACGCAAGUUUCUCAUUGUCUGCUUGUUUUAGUCAAUUACAAAACUCAAUUUAAGAAAAGUACAACAUGUCUAAAGAUUACUUUUCAAUAUUGCCUCUCCCUAGCGUUCUCACUACUUAGAAAAACGUAAUAUUGUAGGGCUUCCCUUAUUAUGCCCUUUUUCAUGACAAUGCUAGCAGCAACUUGAGUGAGAGCUAGCUACCGACCGGGACAUUAAGCUAGCCAAGACCAACAGCACAAACAAUCUGACUAUCCAGCCAGUGGAAUUACAAACGGACAGUAUGAGCUAAACAAGUUAAAUGUGUUAACCGUGAUGACAUGUUUUCCACACACAUAGCUACGUAUAGCCUACUUGGACACCGCGUCCCCACAUUUCCCACACCGAAUAGCCUGAAGCCACAGGGCUCUUCUCGCAGGCUCUAUUUCCCAACGUGGGACCAUUGCGAACCAUAGGUCGGAAUUUCUGACCUGGCUACUACAUGUACAUUGAACAACACAGGAGUAUUUUGGCAUGUUUUGUUAUUUCUGUAUAACAAAAAAAUCUGCGGGUUUCCCCCAAUUUAUGGGCGUGGUCUACGGGAAUUCCUUAUUAUUAUGUCAUUACCGACUGGGACUGAAUACCGAUAUCUUCCUGUCUCUAUACGUGUGGAAUUUGGCUACCUGUGAUGAAAUGUGGUUUCCAGACCUCUUUCUCCAUUGCUGUUUUUGGAUCCUUCAUACUUUUUGUCCAUUCACUGUCGUCAUUCACAUGGCCCUUAUUUUAUUUUUUAAUCUGUCAAAUCUGUUUUAUUUUGGAUUAUGAACCUGUUAUAAAGGUUUUAAUAAAGAUUUGAUUUGCUUAA